AUGUCACUUCUUGCUAAUAUUCCCCUCUCUCUUACGGAACUGCAUGCCCUGGCCUCGGAUAUCCUUACUCUUUCUGGUGAUGACGCUGUUGAUGCGACUUGGUAUACGCGCCGUCUGGCCGUUUCGGCUAUAUAUGCCAGUGCUGAGGUUGUGAUGACCCGUGACCCGACGCCGGAUCUUGUGGAUACGGCUGCGUUUGUCGAGCGUCGGUUUGAGGAUCGGAAGGCGCUUGCUGAUAAGAUUACUGGGAUUGGACAGUGUGCUGGGUUUGGGUGGAAUACUGCUAUUGGGCUGGGGCGGAGCUGGGGGUUGAAGAUUUGA
Molecule: messenger RNA, 321 nt
Organism: Penicillium crustosum
Lineage: Eukaryota; Fungi; Ascomycota; Eurotiomycetes; Eurotiales; Aspergillaceae
Product: ubiquinone biosynthesis protein COQ9
Exons: 1
Coding region: 1-321 (106 amino acids)
Biological process (GO): ubiquinone biosynthetic process
Cellular component (GO): mitochondrial inner membrane
Molecular function (GO): lipid binding
Source: RefSeq, a predicted model, not a curated record